Molecule: messenger RNA, 2314 nt
Organism: Prorocentrum cordatum
Lineage: Eukaryota; Dinophyceae; Prorocentrales; Prorocentraceae
Source: the annotation of a GenBank genome assembly
GGAAUUCUGCAUGCAAUUGCCGACCACCGCCGACGAGCUCAACGAGCUCAUCGAGCGGAUCGACAUUCCCGACUUCAUCAGACCAGCGCUAAAGGAACGACUUCAGCAGCCCGCCUACAACAACCAGCACAUCGACGACGAGCACCUCUGCCACAUGAUCGCAGAUCAUCACACCUCCAACUGGAUGACAGCCAAGAGCGCAAGGCACUACCAGCUGCCCCGGACCAGCACCCGACCUGGAGUGCCAUACUCGGACGUCGCCUUCAACAUACACUUCGCCAUCAUGCCGAGGGCAAUCGACCAGGCAGUCCGAGAGGAAGAGGCCCACGGCCAGCAGAUAGGCGGACACGAGAUAGAGCAUGGCCUGAAGCCACACUCAGAAAAGACCAAGGCCAUCCUCAUGCACUACGGCGCGGGGGCCAAGAAGGAGAAACAGCGGAUUGCCAAGGAGGGCAUCACAUACCUAGAAUUGGACGGACUUGCUAUCAAGGUGCAGCUGGUAACGCAACAGCAAGCCCUCGGUGCCGUCAUUUCGGCGGGCGGGGUCAUGGGGCCAGAGAUCUGCCUAAGGGUCAACCGUGCGCUCGGUGCAGCCCAGCUUCUCGAGAAGCAGAUCCUCCGCCGCAAGAAGCUCUCGAAGAAAGCCAAGGUGAAGUACGUCUACUCUUUUUCGACAUCCGCGCUUACAUGCAACCACCAUGCCUGGAGCGACCUGACCUUGAAGGACCUGAAGCACAUAUCCGCCAAGUACAUGGGCCCAUACCGCGUCGCAGCCUCACCACCCAAGACCAAGUCACCCGACCAGCACAUCUCCGAAGCCGAGGCAAUCGCCAAGACAGGAGCACCCGACUUCAUCACCCACCAGCCGAUCGCGCGGCUACGAUACUUGCCUAGACUCCUGAAUAAUGCUCCAGCAGUGCUACUUCAGCUACCCGACGGCCAGCGCCAAAGAAAGGGCACAUGGAGCCGCCAGCUCAAGAAAGACUUCGACUUCCUACGGAUGUACUUACCAAAAGAGAGGUGGCCCAGCCAAACCCAGCACGACCGCGACAUCAUCAACUGGGCCCGACAGAAGCCGAAGCUAUUCACCUAUUCGCCAACGCAGCCAAGAAAGCUUCGAAGGCCUACAUUCUCCGCAUUCGCGACCAAGCUCAAGCUCGACCUCUGCGACGGCACCAACAACCAGAAGUACGUCUGCUACGCCUGCGGCCGAGUCGCCUCCAGGCAAGGCAUGCUAAUCCAUAUGGGCAGGGAUCAUCCAGACCACGAAGACCCGCGCUUCUGGGCGACAGGUACCGCGUGCCGAUGCUGCCAGACCGAGCACCACUCUCUUCCGAGGCUCAUCAAGCACUUAUUGGUGGCUCACCGUUGCCGCAAAUCCUGGCAUGCCGGGCACACCCAGACGAUGGAGCCUCUGACGGAGCAGCAAAUAGCAGAGAACCUCGCCGCCAUCGCCGAGGCCACAAACGCCUACAAGAAGCAAGGACGACACCCAACCUUCAGCGACAAGCCAGCCCACCCGUGCGACGUCACGCCGCUGCCGCUCCUCGAGACGUCGCCCGUCGUACCCAAAGUAUUCGCCAGACUUGAGUCAUCGCCAAGCAGUCCACCCGCGAGCUCGCCUGCAGAACCAGCAGAGCGCCAAGAGAUCGUCUUCAUCACCGACCGCCCUCGACAGGCUGCCGACCUCCAGCAGAUCAUGGCCAGCAACGGGACAACGAGCAUCAGCGGCCUGGACUACACCCAGAUCGCAAUCCCCUGCGAUGGCCAGACCUCAGAACUACCGGCAGAACUUCGGCGAGCACAACGCAGGAUCCUACAUGGCGAGGUAGCGGCCAUCUACGUAGAGUUCCCACGACGAACCUGGUACCUACACGAUGCAACCGACGUUCUAGGCAGCAGAGCAAGCAAACGGCGCACCCCAGGGGCACCCUGGGGAACGCCUCAAGUCUCCGAGACCAUCGCCGACGAGAUAUUCGCUGCCAACAACGUCACACGAGAGGUCUUGCGCAUGAUCUUCAUGGCGACCACGACCAACGUACCAUUCGUCGCAGCCAUCUCGGCGGAGUCGAUCAUCAGACAGACCCCCGAAUAUCGGUACAUCGCCAACCUGACGACUAUCUACGAGACCCCGACUAAUCACUACGACCUCGGCGCCAUACAGAUCCUCGACAACGGCACCCGCGACGACCUCCGCAGCAUAAUGCAUGCGGCAAGCGAAGAGGAGAUCGACUUCGCCAUCGCCGACCUGCUCGACGGCAACAUUGUGGCGAGAUGGGGCCUCAUAACCGCAGCCGUUGCGCCCACCAGCCAG